This is a messenger RNA of Galeopterus variegatus (Sunda flying lemur), 1453 nucleotides long. RefSeq names its product diphthamide biosynthesis 7 (gene DPH7). Lineage: Eukaryota; Metazoa; Chordata; Mammalia; Dermoptera; Cynocephalidae. The coding region runs from base 1 to 1254 and encodes 417 amino acids. The record is from RefSeq and is a predicted model, not a curated record. The transcript has 9 exons. Gene Ontology annotation, molecular function: protein binding.
AUGCCCGGCGGCACCCACGCCACCACGAAGAGGGAGCCGGACGUGGACGAGCCGCAGGUCCGUGAGGGUCGCCUCCUCCUGUACAGGGCCGGUGAGGACGACUCUGCCUGCCCUCUGGCUGAGGUCCACAGGAGAGACACUGCUGCGAUCCUGGACAUGAAGUGGUGCCACAUCCCAGUAUCCGGCCAUGCCCUCCUGGGCUUGGCAGAAGCCAGUGGAUCCAUACAGCUGCUCCGCCUGGUGGGAUCUGAGAAGAGCAGUUAUGGGCUUCAGCUAGUGUCCAGCCUUGCCCUGGAGGAGCAGUGUCUGGCCUUGUCCCUGGAUUGGUCCACCGGGAAAACUAGAAGGGCCAGCGACCAGCCCUUGAACAUCAUCAGCAGUGAUUCCAAGGGACAGCUCCACCUCCUGAGGGUGAAUGAGGCUGGACAUGGACUGCAGAAAGUGGCCUCAUGGCAGGCCCAUCGCUAUGAGGCCUGGAUUGCUGCUUUCAAUUACUGGCAAACAGAAAUCGUGUAUUCAGGGGGAGAUGAUGGCCUUCUGAAAGGCUGGGACACCAGGAAACCUGGCACAUCACUGUUCAGCAGUGAGAGACACUCCAUGGGUGUGUGCAGCAUUCAGAGCAGUCCCCAUCGGGAGUUCGUCUUGGCCACGGGAAGCUAUGACGAGCACAUUCUGCUGUGGGACACUCGGAACAUGCAGCAACCAUUUUCAGACACUCCCGUACAGGGCGGGGUGUGGAGGCUCAAGUGGCACCCUUUCCACCACCACCUGCUCCUGGCGGCCUGUACGCACAACGGCUUUAAGAUCCUGGACUGCCAGAAAGUGACAGAGAAACAGGAAGUGACAGUCUUGUUGUCCCACACAUCACCCAACUCGCUGGUAUAUGGGGCCGACUGGUCCUGGCUCCUCUCCCGUUCUUUGCAGCCAGUCCCCUCAUGUUCCUCUCUUCACGGUGACCCAGGAGCCAGAAUGGCGAACAUGAUUCACAGUUUGAAGGUCGCAGAUGAGUCACCAGCACCUUCUCUUGAAUGUGUACUGGAUGACAAUGGGGAGGGCCCUGCCACACUCCAAAGUGGAGUCAAGCCAGCACCUGCUCUCCUGUCACUCACAGAGGGCCCAAGCAAGAGCGCCACAGCAGCCAAGACCUGUGACUGUGAACUGUGUGUGGAAGGGGCGAACUGUGACAUCAGCCUCCUGGCCACUUGCUCCUUUUACGAUCAUGUUCUCCACCUCUGGAAGUGGGAGGUAAACUGAGCUUGAGAUCAUAUAGACCCUUCCCACAAAGGAACCGAGUGUGACUUUGUGAGUGAGCUGCCCUCAGACUGUCUCAUUUGAGAUUCUUACUGCAGCCCUGCAGGGGGCUGUGCAUCUCGUGGAGUCUGUACUGUAGAUGAUCAAAAAAGCUGUUGGCUUCUCUUAAAUAAACCUUUCUUGCUGGGCCAUUGAAAAUGGA